Molecule: messenger RNA, 2139 nt
Organism: Sordaria macrospora k-hell
Lineage: Eukaryota; Fungi; Ascomycota; Sordariomycetes; Sordariales; Sordariaceae
Biological process (GO): regulation of DNA-templated transcription; DNA-templated transcription
Cellular component (GO): nucleus
Molecular function (GO): zinc ion binding; DNA-binding transcription factor activity, RNA polymerase II-specific; DNA binding
Source: RefSeq, a predicted model, not a curated record
AUGGCUUUAAGUCUCCUGCCGCGAGAGGACGGGCUGGUAAGCUUCCAAGUGCCCAAAGCCAGCCAAGCAUGCAUCAGCUGUCGUAAGCAAAAGAGGAAAUGCGACAAAACCGUCCCAACAUGUGGCCUUUGUGCCCGUAUGAACCGUCAAUGCGACUACAGCGACUCACCAUCAGCACCCACAGCAAAUGAUGUAGCGGCAUUACAAGUCCGUCUCGCGGAGCUCGAGAACCGGCUCGCCUUGGCCAGUAGUGGUGGUGGCAGUGGUGGCGGUAACAAGGAAACCACCAGUUCAAACUCAUCCCCCAGCAACAACAUCUGCGGCCCAGAGACCAGCAACAACAACCACACUGCCUCCCAGCACCAAGCAGCACCACCCGCCACCGUGAUCAACUCCCGCGGCCCCCUCUGGCUCCCAGCCAGCGGCGGCUCCGCCUCCUCCAACAACCGCUUCCCCUCCGCCCUCCUCCUCAACAUCGACGUCUUCAAAUGGGCCCAACUCUCCAUCCCUUCUCCGCCCGUCGCCGUUCCCCGCGCCGUCUAUGACAUUCUCAGCCGGGGAAACACAGUCCAAGACUGUACAGCCGAGUACUUCGACACCAUACACCGCUGGUUUCCCUUUAUUUCCAAGAAACGGAUGGCGCUAGGGCACACGCUCUGGGAAGCCGGGCCGGACUUGGCCAUGUUGAUUUUGAGUAUGAAGCUUAUCGUGACGUUGCCGCAGGAGGGCAGCAGCAUCGAAGAAGCCCCGGCGGCGGCGGAUAAUGAGCUGUAUAUGGCGGCGAAAGGAAUGCUGGCGAUGUUGGAGAGUGCAGGGUGUGUGAGUCUGCUGUAUCUGCAGGCGAUGGUGCUGGUUGCGGUGUAUGAGUAUGGCCAGGGCAUCAUGCCAGCGGCGUGGAUGAGCGUGGCGGGGUGUGCGAGGUAUGCGGAGAUGUGUGGGUUGCCCGGGUUAAAGGAGAGUUCGGCGGUUUUGGGUGCUGUGACAACUUGGACUGAGUCUGAGGAACGGAGACGGGUCUGGUGGGCUAUCUACAUCCUGGAUAGGGUGAUCUGUCUUGGAAACAAGAAGCGGUUUGUGAUGCCGGAGCCGGAGAAGCACUAUCUUUUGCCUGUGGAUGAUGAUGCCUGGGACAACGGGGAUCCAGGCCGUGCCCUCAGCGCAGGAAUCACCAUACCUCUCGAGCAACCACAAGGUCGAUUCGCCCGUCUAGUCCAAUCAUCCAUGCUCGUCAGCAGAACCAUUACCCACGUCCGCACCACCCUACGCAAUCAACAACUAGGAGUAGGAGACAACGGCGACCCCUUCGACAUCAACGAAGUCGACGACCUCAUCAACACCCUCGCCACCUUCAGCACCCUCAUCCAACAAGAACUCCUCCCCAGUCUCAACAGCUUAGCACGCACCCAGUCCAACACAGGAUCAACUUCAUCAGCCUCCCCACCACCACCACUACCACCGCCGCCGCCGCACUGGCACUUCCUAACCUCCUCCUCCAUCCCGCUUAACCCUCCCUACCACAAUCACAGCCACUUCUCCUCCGCCACCCCUUCCUCUCCUCCCUUCACUUUCACUUCCUCCCUAUCUCCCCAACUCCAACCCCUAAACCCCCACUCCCUGCCUCCCUUAAGUCUAGCCCAGUCCGCUCUCUUCCUUCUCUACGACAUCCACUGCUGUCCCGAGAACCUCCUCGACGGGUCUGGGGCCAGAGGAUUCGAGAACCUCCAACCUAAGACAGCCAACCAACACGCCUUUCAAGUGCGGGCAGUGGCUGGGCUGCGCUCGCUUUCCUCUGGGGCUGUGAGGGAGUUAUGCAUGGAAUUGCUAGAUGCCGUCAUGUUACCGCAGGGGUUGGCAAAAGUGAGCCCGUUGUGUUUGGAUUCUUUGUAUAGCGGGCUGGCGAUGUUGAGGUGGUUGUGGAAGGAGGGGGGUGAUGAUGGUGGGACUGGAUCUGGGACUGGGACUGGGUCUGCCCCUGGGAAGGAUGGGUCUCUAGGGGAAGCAGGAGGGGCAGGAGUGGGAGUGAUGCAGGCGGCGGAAGAUGUGGGGAGGUGUUUGGGUAGGUUGGGCAGUAGGUGGAGGUUGGCGGAGGAGUAUUUGGGCUUGGUUGGGUUUCAUGAUGUGAGCGUUGCGAUGGCUUGA